UACCGGCAAACCGCGGCUCAGAUUCCGAACUUCAUCGGCCGGUGUUCAGGACUUUACUUUUUUUUACGUUUUGACGUUUUCCAUAUUAUAUUAUUAUCCAAUUUUCCACUCAUAACGACGAACAAGUCAACUUCGUUCCAUCAUCUCAUCGGUUGUAAGUCUUGUAAUGUUGUCGGAAUCAAAAACAUACGUCAAACAAUAACCAUUGCGAGCUCAGAAUGACAAACGGUGUCUGCGUCUAAAUACGUUUCUACACCUACGUCUAACAAAGUUAAUAGCUUAUACAGUUAUACAGAAAUGGAAACUGAUUUAAAUACGGCAUUGGCCGUUAAUUUUAUACAAAACAAACCUGUUGGAAUGGAUAUAGUGGAUUAUGUUACCAGCGUUCAGUCAAAAAUCAUGGAGAAGGAGACUGAAUUGUUUUUUCAAGAAUUUUUAUGCGAUUCUGAACCGAACAGACCAUCUGAUCAACAAGGUAUUGAAGAAAAUGCGUCUCUGUCUCUAUCUUUCUUGGAUCUUCAACAUCUUGAAAAAAUAUAUACUAUGCCAGAAGAUGAAAAAAUAAAUAUUGACUAUGGAAUGUCUUCAGUUAGUAACUGUUCAUCAAACUAUACUAACUUAAUUCAAAAAUCAAACACAUGUUUAGUCCAACCUGUAAUCACCAUGAAAAUUUUGAACGAGAUGUCAAGGAUGCCAACUGAUUCUGGUUAUAACACAAAUGUUUUAAAAAUGAGUUCUCAGAAUACCAAUCAAAUAUCUACUGAAAUAAUGUCACAGUCAAUACAGAGCGCUUUAGAUCUUCUUAUAUGUACAUUAUUUGAUACUUCAGAAUUAUUAGAAGCAGUUUGUAAUUGGGAUGAUUGUAAUAAUCUUGUAAGAUAUUUCGUCGACUUGGUAGCGAAAAUAGCAGAAAGUAAUGAAUUCGGGUUCACUUGUCGAGACAAUGUGAUGACAUUUGUCCAAAAUACGGCAUUUACAAUUUUAAACAAUCAUCACAUGUAUAAAUCUAUUCAUGUCGAAUAUCAAUGUAAUUUACUCGCCAAAUUUUGCUACGACAAAUAUAUUCGAUGGAAUAUUAUAAAUUUACUUAUAAAUCGAAUUAAGAUUGAUGUUCAGAUCGUGCCAAGUUCUAGUUCACUUCGGAGCAUAUUUUACACUUUUCACUUGAUACAUAAGUUGUUACAUAAAAUUGAUUUUCAUGCUACUAAUGAAACAACCAAAAACUGUAACAGCUUAACAGAUUUGUGGAAAAUAAACUAUUUAAAGAAAAGCGGAAACGAAACCGAAAGGAUUGAACAAAUGUUAAAAGAAUGGAAAAAUUUGUUGGAACAUAUUUCAAUGGAAUCUUUAAAGAAAAAUGUAUUUUUAGUAAGUAUAAAAGCGAAUCAAUGUUUAGAGGCUUUACAGCUUCUGUACUGUAAUAAAACCUAA
Myzus persicae (green peach aphid) is the source of this 1431-nucleotide messenger RNA. RefSeq lists its product as uncharacterized. The transcript is spliced from 5 exons. Bases 298 to 1431 code for a protein of 377 amino acids. NCBI's taxonomy places the organism in Eukaryota, Metazoa, Arthropoda, Insecta, Hemiptera, Aphididae. The record is from RefSeq and is a predicted model, not a curated record.